AGUAAAAAGCAAAAGCAUUCGGAAACAAGCAUGAUAUCAUCAGAAGAACAGUUUGUUUCUUCACAAGAAUUGGAAUCUUCAUUGUACACGAUUAAUACUGAAUCCACUGAAGUAGACUUUGACAUAAUGAUGCCUUAUGUUUUUUUUUUCAAAGAGGAAAACUUUAGUAAAGUCUGCUUCAAUUUUAGAAAUGAAUGCUUGCGACAAGAGUUGGUAUUUGAAAAACUGCCUGUUAUUAAAAAAAUGGCAAUAAAUCAUGUUUACUUAGUUGAACAUGAUCCAAUAAACUCUGUCAUUCACGUCCAAAAUGAUUUUUUCGUACAAUUUGGUCUGAAUGAAGCAUAUCCUGUAUUGAUGAAAGAAGAUAUAGAUGCUAUUAUUAACAUUAGUCAAAAUCUCAAUGUUAAUGAUAAAGAGAAUGCAAUGAAUACAGCAUUGCAACACUUGAUAAAGCAUAAUAAUAAUCCAGUAGCAAAAAUUAUGUAUAAUUUGUAAAUAUCUAACUUUUCCAAUUUCUAUUCAAUAGCACUAAAACAAAUCUCUCUUUCAUAGGCUUAAUAAUUAUGAUUAUGCUG
This is a messenger RNA of Cokeromyces recurvatus, 575 nucleotides long. RefSeq lists its product as uncharacterized. Bases 31 to 495 code for a protein of 154 amino acids. The transcript has 4 exons. Lineage: Eukaryota; Fungi; Mucoromycota; Mucoromycetes; Mucorales; Mucoraceae. The record is from RefSeq and is a predicted model, not a curated record.